CCUAGAAAGCAAACAGCUCACAUUUGAGGUUGAAUCAGAAAUCAAAUCAGUUGAGUGGUUGGUUCAUUACUUGCCGAACGUUUAGCUCUCUUAUCAAAUAAAAAAAAGUCAAGUAAAAUGAUAUUACUUAAUUGCCUUGUAAUAUUCGCCUGCAUAUUUACUGGUGGGGCUCAAGAUCGUUCUCUGGACAACUUGAUUGCAGAUAUUUUCAAACCCGAUGAAACACCCAGCUCCUCCACAACAAUCACUCCAGUUGUCAAUCCCAAAGAUCCGUCAAGCAACUCAGGAACAGGAACAGACAAAGGAACAGAAUCUGGAACAGGAUCAGCCCAAUAUAAAUCCUGUGGAGAUCAAAAAGAGUGCGUACCCCGUUGGCUCUGUGCAAAUGAUACGAUCAACACCAGCGGCGAUGGUAUAAUUGACAUUCAAAUCGGUACGGGCUCACAAUGCGAAAACUAUCUGGAUGUGUGCUGUGAUCUUCCAAACAAGGAUAUCGUCGAUGGACUGGGUUAACUUGAACCAAUGGAAUGUUUACAGAAUAGAUCCCGUUUUCAGCAUUCCACAUUUCCAUCUAUUUUCCGUUGGAGCUACGUUCAACCCAUACAAAAUGCUCUGCAAACGGUGUUAUGCGAUUUUAAAAAAAUUGUUUACAGCGAGAAUGUAAUAAAACAGAACAGCUGAUUUCCCUUAUAAUUUUCUGUACAAAAAGCCAAAUAAUCGAUAAAAAAAAUUAAAUUUACACCACAUGUAGCACACUAAGGACCAA
Messenger RNA from Drosophila subpulchrella, 766 nucleotides. Its product is annotated as phenoloxidase-activating factor 2-like. The record is from RefSeq and is a predicted model, not a curated record. The transcript has 2 exons. NCBI's taxonomy places the organism in Eukaryota, Metazoa, Arthropoda, Insecta, Diptera, Drosophilidae. The coding region runs from base 118 to 513 and encodes 131 amino acids.